AUGAAGUUUAACAUUGCGAAUCCCACCACUGGGUGCCAGAAGAAGCUCGAGAUCGACGAUGACGCUAAACUCCGUGCAUUCUGGGACAAGAGGAUCUCUCAAGAAGUCAAUGGUGAUGCCCUGGGCGAGGAGUUCAAGGGCUAUGUAUUUAAAAUUAUGGGAGGCUGUGACAAGCAAGGCUUUCCUAUGAAGCAAGGAGUGUUAACCCCAGGCCGUGUUCGCCUUUUGCUCCAUAGAGGUACCCCGUGCUUCCGUGGAUAUGGAAGGAGGAAUGGAGAGCGAAGAAGGAAGUCUGUUCGUGGAUGUAUUGUCAGUCCAGACCUGUCUGUAUUGAACUUGGUUAUUGUUAAGAAAGGUGACAAUGACCUUCCUGGACUUACUGAUGUUGAAAAGCCAAGAAUGAGAGGUCCAAAAAGGGCAUCAAAGAUCCGGAAACUAUUUAACCUCACCAAGGAUGAUGAUGUGAGGAAGUAUGUCAACACCUACCGCAGAACAUUUACAAGCAAAACUGGCAAAAAGUGCAGCAAAGCUCCCAAAAUUCAGAGACUGGUUACUCCAUUGACUUUACAGAGGAAGCGAGCAAGGAUCGCAGAGAAGAAGAAGAGAGUUGCAAAGGCGAAGUCUGAGGCAGCAGAGUAUCAAAAGCUCCUUGCUUCCCGGUUGAAGGAGCAGCGUGAUCGACGCAGUGAGAGUUUAGCCAAGAGGAGAUCGAGACUUUCUGGUGCGUCUAAGCCAUCUGCUGCUUAG
Molecule: messenger RNA, 747 nt
Organism: Prunus armeniaca (apricot)
Lineage: Eukaryota; Viridiplantae; Streptophyta; Magnoliopsida; Rosales; Rosaceae
Source: the annotation of a GenBank genome assembly